UAAGGAUUAAAAAAUUAUACUUUGAUGGCCAGCAAAAUGUUGCAUUUUUAUUUCCUAAUUUUUUUCUUCCUAAGUUAUGGUAUUCUAAUUCCAACAAAGUGCCUUGGUAAUACAUGUCUCCCAAAUGAACAUGUUGCAUUAUUUGUAUUUGGAGAUUCAUUAUUUGAUGUUGGAAACAAUAAUUACAUCAAUACUACUGGUAGUCAGGCAAAUUACUCACCAUAUGGUGAAACCUUCUUCAAUUAUCCAACUGGUAGAUUUUCUAAUGGACGUGUGAUUCCAGAUUUUGUAGCUGAGUAUGCUAAGUUGCCAUUAAUUCAACCUUACCUAUUUCCUGGUAAUCAACAAUAUCUUAAUGGAAUCAAUUUUGCAUCUGGUGGAGCUGGGGCUUUAGUAGAAACCAAUCAAGGACUGGUGAUAGGUCUAAAGACUCAAUUGACUUAUUUCAAGAAUGUGAAGAAGAUACUUAGACAGAGACAUGGAGAUAAAGAAACCACAACUCUGCUAUCCAAAGCUGUUUACUUGAUUAACAUUGGAUUCGAUGAUUAUUUGCAAGAAAAUUCCAGCUUAUACACUCAUCAAAAAUAUGUAUCCAUGGUUGUUGGUAAUCUUACAACUGUGAUCAAAGGAAUAUAUGAUCUAGGAGGGAGGAAAUUUGGAAUUAUUAACCAACCAUCUAUGGGUUGUUUUCCAACCAUCAAGGCUUAUGUAAAUGGAACUAAAUUAGGUUCCUGCCUUGAAGAGUUUUCAGCAAUUGCCGAAGUGCAUAACACUAUGCUUUCUGUGGAACUUCAGAAGUUAAAGAAACAAAUCAAAGGAUUUAAAUAUUCAUAUUUCAAUUUGUUUGAUCUUGCCUUUGAAGUCAUAAACAACCCUUCCAAAUUUGGUUUGAAAGAAGGAGGAGUGGCAUGCUGUGGUAGUGGCCCUUAUAAAGGAUAUUACAGUUGUGGAGGUAAAAGAGAAGUGAAAGAUUAUGACUUGUGUUUGAAAGAAGGAGGAGUGGCAUGCUGUGGAAGUGGCCCUUAUAAAGGAUAUUACAGUUGUGGAGGUAAAAGAGAAGUGAAAGAUUAUGACUUGUGUAAGAAUCCUUCUGAAUAUGUGUUCUUUGAUGCUGUUCAUCCUACUGAAAGUGCUAGUAGGAUUAUUUCCCAAUUUAUGUGGAGUGGAAAUCUGAGUAUAAGUGGCCCAUACAAUCUUAAAUCACUAUUUCAAGAAUAGUUCAACUAUAUGUCAUAUGUUCACAUAGUAAAAAAAAAAACAUAAAUGUUCGUAUUAAAGAAUAAAGUUGUCUGUAUUAGUUAGAA
This is a messenger RNA of Trifolium pratense (red clover), 1304 nucleotides long. Its product is annotated as GDSL esterase/lipase 1-like. The record is from RefSeq and is a predicted model, not a curated record. Gene Ontology annotation, molecular function: hydrolase activity, acting on ester bonds. The transcript is spliced from 7 exons. Bases 25 to 1218 code for a protein of 397 amino acids. NCBI's taxonomy places the organism in Eukaryota, Viridiplantae, Streptophyta, Magnoliopsida, Fabales, Fabaceae.